AUGCCCAAGCUAGAUAUUUCACCCAUGUUAGCUGAUAUUUAUCAAUGCUCCAUAGACACAGGAAUCGUGCCUUUUAAGUGGAAAAAUGCAAAUAUAUGUGGGAUCAUCAAAAAAGGGAAAAAAUCAGAUCCGGUUAAUUAUAGACCUAUUUCACUGACUUGUAUCGCCUCUAAGAUAUUGGAACAUAUAAUUCACAGUCAUGUUAUGAAACAUUUGCAACAAAACAACGUGCUAACGGACUGUCAACAUGGAUUUAGGGCAAAAAGAUCAACCGAAACCCAACUUAUUGUAACCAUACAUGAUCUGGCGAAUACAAUUCAACGUGGUGAAUCAACGCACGUUGCAGUCUUGGACUUUUCGAAAGCUUUUGACAAGGUACCCCAUCAACGUCUUUUGAGGAAACUGCAUUAUUAUGGAACUUGUGGAGAGCUACUUGAUUGGUUCGAGUCUUUUCUUUCACAACGUUAUCAGUCUGUUGUCUGUGAAGACAAAGCAUCUAGCCCCCUACUUGUGACGUCAGGAGUUCCCCAAGGGACAGUGCUUGGCCCGCUCCUAUUUUUACUGUACAUUAAUGACUUGUCGGACAACUUACAGUCAACUGUGAAACUUUUUGCUGGUGAUGCCUUAUUAUAUGAUGUCAUUACGAGUGAUUCAGAUUGUGACCGCCUACAGGAUGAUCUACAUAAGCUGGAACAGUGGCAAAAUUAA
This is a messenger RNA of Paramuricea clavata, 708 nucleotides long. NCBI's taxonomy places the organism in Eukaryota, Metazoa, Cnidaria, Anthozoa, Malacalcyonacea, Plexauridae. The record is from the annotation of a GenBank genome assembly.